This is a messenger RNA of Theobroma umbraticum, 1390 nucleotides long. Its product is annotated as deSI-like protein At4g17486. Gene Ontology annotation, molecular function: deubiquitinase activity. NCBI's taxonomy places the organism in Eukaryota, Viridiplantae, Streptophyta, Magnoliopsida, Malvales, Malvaceae. Gene Ontology annotation, biological process: protein deubiquitination. The record is from RefSeq and is a predicted model, not a curated record.
UCUUCCAAGAAAGGACAACUAGUUUCUGUACUCCAGCUCCAGCUUUCAUUUUUGUCAGAAGGAAAGAACAAACAAAACAAAAGAAAAAGACAGAGCCAAAUGUGUGGGUUUCAGUCACAGCACACGCUCCAUUCUUAGGUUGCUCUCCUUGCUGUGGGAAUGUCUCUGCCCUGCAUUUUGGUCCUGACUUAACCUUUCGUUGUGUUACUGGGUCUCAUCUCAUGACACUUCUCUCCACGGAGGCAAGUGGGUUUCCUUCGUUCUUCUUCUUUUUCGCUACAAUGUGUGCUUGUUUGGAGGUUUUCUUACAUGGAUUGGAGCAAGUUACUGACCCAUUUUCCAGUAUCACUGAAAUGCAAACAAAACAUGGUUGGCACUCUAUUGUGCCUCUUCGUUUCCGAGGAAAUUCAGCUACCCGCUUUUGCAUGUUUCCAAAAGUAAAGUCAGCAGGCUUCAGUCCUGGCAAUGCUCCUGUUUACCUAAAUGUGUAUGACUUGACAAAUGUUAACGGCUAUGUUUAUUGGGCCGGCCUUGGCAUCUUUCACACUGGGGUGGAAGUUCAUGGUGUAGAAUAUGCCUUUGGAGCUCAUGACUACCCAACAAGUGGUGUCUUUGAGGUUGAACCUCGGCAGUGCCCCGGCUUCAAGUUUAGGAAGUCGAUUUUCAUGGGGACAACAUGCUUGGAUCCUGUCCAGGUCAGAGAGUUCAUGGAGCGCCAAUCUGCAAGUUACCAUGGUGACACAUACCACUUGAUUUUUAAGAAUUGCAAUCAUUUCUGUGAGGAUAUAUGUUACAAGCUGACAGGGAACCAGAUACCAAAAUGGGUGAAUCGACUUGCAAGAAUAGGUUCAUUAUGCAACUGCAUACUUCCUGAGGCUCUUAAAGCUUCUGCUGUGCGCCAUGACGCCAACAUCCAAGGAGACAGUGAAAAAAAGAGACUGAGAAGUGCCUUCAGUUGCUUAUCAUCAAUCUCAAUGCCUCAGAGGGAAGUAUCAAUGUCUUCACUCUUUUUGCACUCUCACUAUAAAGGCUGUCUACCACCGUGGGAGUUAAAGAGAUCUAAAAGCACCUCAUUGAAGCAACAAUGAGAAGACUGUUACUUCGUCUCUUUUGCUACAGUAAAAAAGAAUGUCCAUUGUCCUCCUCAAAGUUUUGAAGCAUUGGAGUAUGCUCUCCACCUUUUGUCGUCCGAGUCACUUGAAGAGGCAAAAUAUGUACAAGUUUGUUCUUUUUGAAUGUUAAAAAUGGAGGGUUUUGCAUGUCUCUAUUCGAAUGCUUUUGCUAACCCGUGCCUGUGGAGUUGCUUGUUGUUAAUGUAACAUGUAGAUGUUGUGGAUAUGCAAGUUGUAUCAUAACGACAAAAGCACUGAAUUUGUUCCAUUGUUCCUUA